GUCUUCUCAUCUUCCUGUUCCCUUCCCCCCAAGUCCUGAAACCUCCCAACUCAAACCCGGGGUUGGGUCACCCUUCUAACAAUAGGCUCAGAGACCCGAUGACAGGUAUCAAGCUGUUCGUUGUUAACGGAACAUUAUUAGAGGUUCAUCGCCUCCAAUGCAAAUCCUCAUUUUUUGCCGAAAACGGCUUACUACGAGGCCCUGCGUUUAGCGAAAGAACCGUGUGGUCAUCGCUCCGGAGGUAUCGAUGGUCGUCUAUAGAAUCGCAAAUGACGCUCAAUGUUCGGAAGUAUAUAAGUAAUCAAGUGGGGUCGUGGUGUGAAUACUCUCGCAGACCCUCAGUAUCGAAGUCAACAUGGCGGAGUCGAUGCAGGAUAUCUCUAUUGACAAUCUUCUUGGGUCCUACGUCAUUGUGUCUUGCCUUGCACUGAUAAUAUAUGGAAUUGGGGCCGCGCAAUCCUAUAUGUAUAUGUUAAACUGCGACAAAGAUCCGACUUGGCUGAAAGCGUUAGUCUCUACAGUAGCUCUGCUAGAGGCGGUACAUACUGCGUUCGUCAUUCAUAUCACCUACAACUUCACUAUCACUGGGUUUGGCAACUUGGAAGUAAUUGGGAAGGUAGCUUGGAGCCCACCGACUGCGGUCAUAGUGGAGAAUGUGAUCGUGGCCCUUGUUCAAGGAUUCUUCAUAAGCCGGAUAUGGCUCUUGAGCAGGGAAAACACGGCUAUGACGAUCGUCUUAGCGUGCCUUCUUACGAUUCGUAUCGGUUUCGGGCUCACUAUUGGAUCACUUGCGUUCGUUUAUCCAACUUGGGAAACGUUUCAUAAUGCACGCGGAGCGAUGAUCAUCUCCAACUUCACUGAUUGCCUCGGUGUCGUGGUCGACGGUGCAAUUGCUGGUUGUCUAGUGUACUAUUUCCACCGCGACUGGAGGACUGGGAGACGUUUCAAUGCGCGGAUCGACUGGGUACUUCGGUGGCUCAUGGCGUACGCCAUUAAUACCGGCGUGAUCACCAUGAUCAUUUCUAUUUGUGUCAUGGUCACAUUCGUCACUUUAAAGAUGAACUUCAUUUUCCUUGGCUUGAAUGUCCUAGCAAGCAAACUUUACGCCAAUUCGCUACUUGGAACCCUAAAUGCAAGGCGAAUGUUGCAUGCCAGGACUCUGCAAUGUGGACCCCAAUCUAUCUCAGGAACUGGCAUAUCUUCGUUAGCGUUCUCUGACCCAACCAAGACGGUACAAGUGCUACCGAGGUCCUACGUGAGGUUACGUCAGUGGGUGACGUGGAGCAACAGGUCGAACUUCAAGUGCGGGGCAGCCAGACAAUCAGCUCCGCCUGAGCAUCAUUGCUGUCAAUGAGCGUCUGAGAACGCUUAGGCUGUACCCACUAGCAUGAGGAAUCGCCGAGAGUGGAGGUCCCAUGGACAUAUAAUGCGCAUUGCUUCAUUGGUCCUCCAGUAUCGAUCUUUAUAUUAUCAUUGAUCGUCAGACUGACUUUGCGAAGCUGUUGUACAUAAGCGGACAGAUAGGUUGCGGGUGCGAGUGUACCUAGGAUUGAAAUGUGAUGAUUGUUCUCUUG
Messenger RNA from Somion occarium, 1574 nucleotides. Lineage: Eukaryota; Fungi; Basidiomycota; Agaricomycetes; Polyporales; Cerrenaceae. The record is from the annotation of a GenBank genome assembly.